UAGAAAAAAAAAAGAUUCUGAGAAAUUAAAAACAAUUUAAUAACCAAUGGCCCUAUCAAAGGUCUAACUUGAGGAAGCAUUGGUGACUACUAUAUUCAAUGGAGCAGGAAUCUUUAAGCAGGAGAGGCAGGUUUCCUACAAAUGAUAAGAGGUUUUUGGCCAUAGGCAUUGGACUUGUGGCUGUCAUCUCUCCUCUAUACAUUGACAGUAGAAAAAACACUACUGAACCCCAGCUUGAAGAACAAACCAUCCUUCCCUAUCUUCCACUGCUCUUCUUGAUCACCCUCAUCAUGAGCAUAAGUAUUUCUCAUCAAUUGGCCCGGUUCUCAUCCUAUGAUCAUAGGCUUCUAGCCAUAGGUCUUACACUUGUUGCCAUACUCUCACCUCUGUACAUCGACAGGAGAAAGUUAGUCGAUCCAGAGCUUGAAGAGCAAUCACUUGGCAUAUCUUCUUACUUGCCAUUGCUCAUGUUGUUUCUCAUCAUUGCCAUUGCUAUGUCAUGCUACUUGGAUCAGAGCUUUACCAGGUUCGAUCCUUACUGGAUUCACAGGGUUGGUGGUUCUUCCACUGGGAUUCUCAUAUUUCUCCUUGUUCUUGCAUUUGUUUUGAAGUUUAAAGCACUCUAGCAUGAAUAAAAAAAGGGCUAAAAUAUGUGCCUUGUAUGUUUAGUGUUCAUGUGUGGUUUGGAAAAGGGGGCAAAAAGACUUUUCGGACUAAAGCAGCAGCAAAAUUGAAGUAAAACCAACUCAAGACUUGAUUUCACCAUUGUCGUUCUUGACCGUAAGGAAUCGAGCAAUCAUGUAUUUGAUAGUUGCUACAUCCAUAGAUAAUUACUUCCUCUCUCCCAAUUUGUGUAGGUGUUUGAUUGGGUACAAAGUUAAAAAUGUGAGGAAGACUUUUGAAAUUUAUGAUCCACAAUAAGCCAUAGAUAUUUCUGUGGCUAUAAGUCUCUCGUUAAGGUGUUAACUGACUAGUUUAAAAUUAGACAGUUACUCGUUCUUUUUGUGACCGACCGACUAAAAAGACGAGUGUCACAUGAAUUGGGGGACACAGGGAGUAAAACGUUACCCACCCCUUCAAUAUAGAACUGGUUAGUUCAGCAGCAGCCACAAAUUCAUAAGUUGAAUCGAGAGAUCUACAAAGACAUAAUGCAUUUUGAAGUGAGCACCAAGCAAAUCAUGAUGACUUGAAGAAUGAUUUAGCAAUAAGGUGAUAACUUUCAUAUUAAUCAACUCGAUGUAAUCUAUUGUCAGAAAGAAACAAGCUAUAACAUCGAGGACAAGAGAUGUAUUGCUUUAAGCCUAUUUAGCCAGAUUUUGGCAGCCAUUUGUAGUCUAGUGAUCAUGUAUGACCUGUAAAGUAAGGAAGAACAGGCUGUUCCAAAGAAAAGAUUACAACUAAAAAAGACAAUUUCUAUUUGUUCCAAUAGGUGCAAUGCUGUGCAUUGAGGAAUCUUUAGAUGCAUCGUCAAUCAUCAUGUCAAGUGUCCUUCAUGAA
Molecule: messenger RNA, 1497 nt
Organism: Solanum tuberosum (potato)
Lineage: Eukaryota; Viridiplantae; Streptophyta; Magnoliopsida; Solanales; Solanaceae
Exons: 1
Coding region: 99-626 (175 amino acids)
Source: RefSeq, a predicted model, not a curated record